Molecule: messenger RNA, 1377 nt
Organism: Capsicum annuum
Lineage: Eukaryota; Viridiplantae; Streptophyta; Magnoliopsida; Solanales; Solanaceae
Product: ankyrin repeat-containing protein ITN1-like
Cellular component (GO): plasma membrane
Molecular function (GO): protein phosphatase 1 binding; protein phosphatase regulator activity
Source: RefSeq, a predicted model, not a curated record
AUAGUCUGGAGUAAAUCGAUUAUAACUUCUUACUCAUAUAAUCAAAUUGGAUGAAACCCACUGCAUUUGAAAGAGGACUCAAAGAUAUUUGGUUUGAUAUAUUAUAGUUCACACAGUUCAUUAUAUACAGGGAUUUAUAAUUGUUUGAAGUUGACCCUGAAAUGCUGAAAACUGCGCAAUAGGCUAUGUGUUUUACUACUGUUUUGAAAUCCAAACGCAGCCUUAUGCGUUCCGAAAAAUUCCGAAACUUAUCCGAGAUGAACUAUGAGCUUUCCCGAUCGUAACGCAACUUGAAAAUCUAAAAACGGAUGUCGGAAAGGUUGAAAAGUUGUAUCCCGAAGAUUGCUAGCUAAAAUGACUAAGUCUCAUUUUACACUUAGAAAAUUUUAAGUCAUUAAGUCUAAGAGCUCAAUAUUAAAGACUUAUCUAUGCACGCCUUUUAUGGGGCGUUACAAUUUAUGAAUUCAAAUUCAAUUUAUCGCGAAUGUGCUGGUUUUCAGUUUGGAUGUUGUAGAUCCGCGAAGAGCAUAUGUUGAGUAAAGGGAAAAGGAGCAACGUUCGCCAGUCUCAUGGGGCAAUUGGAGCUAACGAGCGCCAUUAUUGUUUUGGUAAGUUUCAUCUUUAGCUUAUUUGAGUUGCUACAAGAUUUUCUUUGUUCCGGUGACUACUCUACUUGUUUGUUUUUAGGAGAAAAGAACCAUAAUGAAAGCGAAAAUACGAAAACAUCAAAAUCCCUUUCUUGUGAUCAAGGAUUAUCAUUGGGAGAUUUUGGAUAAAACACCAAAUCAAAAGGAAUGGAUCCGACCUUGUAUAAUGCUGUGAUGAAAGGCAAUAUCGGAGAUGCCAAUUUUCUACUUGCUGACCAUCUGAAAAGGGAUGAAGAAAACGGCUACCAAGUCACUCCAAAGGGAAACACGGUCCUCCAUGUCGCAGCCCUCUAUGGCCACUCCCAUUUCGCGGAAGAAGUCCUUAAGAUUACUCCGGCAAUGUUAUGCUGUCAAAACAAGAAAAAUGAAACAGCUCUUCACCUAGCAGCUAAUGAAGGGCACACUGAAGUAGUACGUAUGCUACUUGCAUGUGUCGAAGAUCAUAAUACUAAGGAGAAACUCACGAGGAUGACGGAUGCUAGCGGAGAUACAGCCCUGCACAAGUCCGUGAGGAGCCAACAUCUAGAUGUAGUUAAGCUCUUGGUGAAAGAAGAUCCUGAAUUUGAAUUUCCGCCUAACCAUGCACAGGAGACGCCACUGUAUCUGGCGGCUGAAUCUGGUUUUCAUGAUGCUUUGAUUAAUAUCUUGGAGUACUGCAAGAAAUCAACUUAUGCUGCAGGUCCAUCUAAUAGAACGCCGCUGCAUGCAGCAGUAAUUCAGGAACAUAAAG